This is a messenger RNA of Phragmites australis (common reed), 5249 nucleotides long. Its product is annotated as transcription factor GTE4-like. The transcript is spliced from 5 exons. The coding region runs from base 212 to 2323 and encodes 703 amino acids. Gene Ontology annotation, molecular function: protein binding. The record is from RefSeq and is a predicted model, not a curated record. Lineage: Eukaryota; Viridiplantae; Streptophyta; Magnoliopsida; Poales; Poaceae.
UCUUACGGCCAGGAUUGCACGUCCCUUUCCUCUCCGAGCCGUCGCCCACAAAAUGAACCGACGCGCCCGGCGCCGCCACCAACGCCACCCGCACCACCGCCAUAGCCGCAGAAAUAUGAAAAUUUUCUAGGGUUCUUCGUGAAAUCCUCGCCGCUCACUCCCGAAUCCCCCCAGUCCGGCCCCGCCGGAGUCCCGGAUUUACGGUUUAUCCAUGGCGUCGGCCCCUCCCGGCGACGACGGCACCGGCGGGGAGGAGCUGGCGGCAGGCCCCGCCUCGGCCUCGCCCUCGGCCGCCCCCGCCUCGGCCUCGCCCUCGGCCGCCCCCGCCUCGGCCAGGUCCCGGUGGGCGUCGGAGAUCAAGGUCUACUCCCGCAAGUACUCCAGCAAAAACCCUAAACCUUCUCCGGACUCUAGCCCCAACCCGAAUCCCCUCUCGGAAACCCUAUCCUUGAUUCGUCGCCCCGUCCGUCGCCCAGAGCCUGGGGUUGCUGCUGCGGAGGCGCAGCCCGAUCCGGCGGCGCCGAGUUCGAGUCCACCUCGCCCUCCGCCUCCCCCUUCGCCUCCCGACACAGCGGUGCCGACGUCCCCUCCCCCUCCGGCUUCCAACACGGCGGUGCCGACGUCCCCUCCCCCUCCGCCUCCCGACCCGGUGGUCCCUACGUCCCCUUCCCCUCUGCCUCCCGCCCCGGCAUCGCCUGGGGAACCUACUCCCGCCUCUGGUGACAUUUCAAGGCUUAACCGGGACGGUGCCACUGUUCCCAACGGCCAUGGCAAUGACCGGGCGGUGGUCGCAGCUGAGAAAGCUGAGAAAGCACGGAAGCGCAGAACGAGUGAGCUGCGGCGGCAGCUUGCGUUGGAGCUUGACAAGGUGCGUGUGCUCUCCAAGCGGCUGAAGGCAGCUGCUGAGGCCUUGGCGCAGGAGGCUUCCACGCCCAUGCCUUUGGCCUUGCUGGUGCCACCAUCGGAGGUGUUGGAUGCUGGGUACAUGCGCUCUCAGUUCUCACCUACUGGUCCAGUGACGCCCGUGCCUGCCCAGGCCACUGCAGUUGCUCCUGUCAGAUCACUGCUGCAGCGCGGGCCACUAACUGUGUCGGUGGUUCACACAGAACGCUUCGACAAGGAGAAACGGACUCCAAAGGCGAAUCAGUUCUACCAAAACUCAAAGUUCUUGCUUGCCAAAGAUAAGUUCCCAUCUGCAGACUCACAUGGACCCAAGAAAUCCAAGCAUCACAAGAAGAAGCACAGGUCCCUAGAAGCUCAUGGUGUAGGCUACGAUGCUGAGCGGAGGUUAUACUCUCACGCACUCAAGAAGUCUUCGUCUCUUUUGAGCCAGCUAAUGAAGCACAAGUUUGGGUGGGUGUUCAACAAGCCUGUCAAUCCAGUUGCACUUGGCUUGCAUGACUAUUUUGCUAUUAUCAAGCACCCGAUGGAUCUUGGCACGAUAAGGGGGCGGCUCAGCCGUGGGCACUACAGGAACCCGAAGGAGUUUGCUGAAGACGUGCGGCUCACUUUCCAUAAUGCCAUGACAUAUAACCCCAGGGGACAGGAUGUGCAUAUCAUGGCGGAGCAGUUGUCAGGUAUCUUUGAGGCGCAGUGGCCUGAGAUUGAGGCUGAGGUUAACUAUCUUGCGUCAUGUCCUCCAUUGCCAGAGAAGUUUCCACCUCCUCCGAUUGACUUGCGCUUCCUAGAGAGGUCAGAUUCCGUAAGACACCAUAUGGCGUUGGACUCUAAUUCAAGGCCGAUAAGUCAUACUCCCACUUAUACUAGGACUCCAUCAAUGAAGAAACCUAGGGCAAAGGAUCCAAAUAAGAGAGACAUGACAAUAGAAGAGAAGCGUAAACUUAGCGAUAACCUCCAGAACUUGCCCCCGGAGAGGCUUGAUGCUGUUGUGCAAAUCAUUAAGAACAAGAAUUUGUCAGUUAGGCAGCAUGAUGAUGAGAUUGAGGUCGAAAUUGAUAGCAUGGAUGCCGAGACACUUUGGGAGCUUGAUAGGUUUGUGGCUAACUACAAGAAGAACCUGAGCAAGCGAAAGAGAAAGGCUGAGCGUGCAAUGCUUGCAAGGCAAGAUGCAGAGUUGCGUGCACAGUAUGCUGCACAACAACCGCAACCACAACCAACUCAAGAACCUAAUAUUGGUGGCAAAUCUCCAAUGCAAAAUUUGAUGGUGGGCGGACAAUUGGCAUCUUCGGUGCCAAAACAAAAUGACAACACUGGACAGAAUGCAAGUAGUUCAAGCAGUGCUAGCAGCUCCAGCAGUGAUUCAGGGUCGUCUUCUAGUGACAGCGAUUGCUCUUCUACAGAUGGAUCGGAUGCUGCUAAGUAAUCUUGAAAUAUAGGAGGUGGCCCUUAUUUUUAUGGUCAAGCGUAGAUGAAACAAGAAAAUCUGCAUGGCCUCAGAGCUUUGUUUUCAUGACAUGAAGAAGAGCCAAACCAAGUGCUAUAUGCUUGGCCAGGCCUCAUUCAUAACUUGGUGACAAUGCUCAACAUGACCAUGUUCGAUUAUGGUGAGAUUGGUGGCUAUGGUAUGAAGCCAGGAUGGGGAGCAAGAUGUUUGCCGUCUUGAACAGGGCCAUUUCAAUUUCUGUGGUUUUGAUAGUAGAGGCAGAUUCUUACUUCACUCUUUUUCUCCCAAAACUGUGGUCUGUGGCGCAAUUUGAAGUGUUCCUUCAUUGUUCUGCUUCUCACCCCAUACUACCUGCUGUCACCAGAGCCUUGACAGCUUUCUCUUGUGCAUUUUGGCACUACAACCGCCCUUUUGCCAUUAUCCCAUCACCCAAGCAUUCAACCAUGGUUUCCAUCCUGUAUCGCAGGCUUGCAGCUCGAGCAUGAGCUGGCUAUCCACAAGAGUGAAUUUUUUGUUGCUGGCCUUGGGAUGAUUUGGAUGUUCUUUUUAGGAAAUGAUUAGGUUCCAUCUACUAGGCUUCUAUAUACUAGGGAUGGGUUUUGAUUAGGUUCCAUCUUUUAGGCUUGUAUAUACUAGAGAUGGGUUUUUCUAGAAGGGGGAAGAGUGUUAUCUUUAUUGUCAAGGAAAGGUGAAAAUAGAAAAGGUUCUGGACUCCCACUUGGUUCUUCUAGUUUUCCACUCGCUCUGCCACACGCCUCAGAGUUUUGUAUUGGCAGCAUGAGAAAGAUCCCAACAGAUAAAUGGCUGGUGCCCUAUCCCUGGCCCUUACCUGUAACCAAGACAUGUGACACGUGAUUCUUGAUUAGCAAGAAAAAUAGGAUAAACAUAAGUAUGCAACUACAUUAAUAAACAUUUCCUCAAUUUAAAGAGCCAUCUUGUUUGUCUAUAGCAAUCAGAUAUUGUGCGGGGCUGACAUUGGUACAGAGAUUCCUCAUCUGCUCUCAUGGUAGUAAUUUAUUAGGAUGAUCAAUUGUUCCUUUAGUAAUGCCUUGCUGGAAGAAUUCAAAUCUUAGAUAUUUUGGUUUUACUCCAUGCAUUACUUUCAAACAAAAAAGAUACACAAUAAAAAAAAUUCCAUUUUGCUGUGAACCAAAAGACUUGACUUAUUUAUUUGAAUCAGAACCCCCAGGGAAAAAAAGCAUAGUUAGCUGUCGCAAGAAACUUGCUUAACACCAUUUAUGUUUCCUGUCCUUUGUAUGGGAUUUGAUCCUUUUGUCCUUCCGUGCUCUGAGUCAGAGAGGUUCUUCCUGUUUAUAGGAGAUGAGCAAAACAUUGCUAAUGGAUGCUAUUAUAACUUAACAAGUAUGAGGAUUGUAGAGGAACAGAUUAGGUCACAAGUUGGAUUCUGCUAGCAAAAUUGCUUCUUCUUGCAUUGUCCUAAUCCACCCGAACAGCCAUCUAAGUGUUAAAUGUUUUAUCUUCAAUUAUUCAAAUACUUUCUCUUUGCUAGAAAUCUUUUUGCAUUGUCCUGCCGCCUCUGCUCAGUGCAAAAAAAAAAAAAAAAAAAGAAGAAUGAAAAAUCAUUUUUGCUAUCGUGGCACAGGGAUUGGACAAUAUCUGUUUCUUCCUUUUUUUUCUGUGAACUAAUUUAGUUAUUCAGGGGCUUACCCCCUUGCCAUCAUGUGGAUGUCCAUUUUCACUUGGUUGAAUUUGUAGUUAUAAGAAUGGAAGCACGUCAAUGAAAAAAUAGAAGAUAAUUGACAGAUCCCAGAUCCCAUGUACAUCCAAAACACACCGAUUGCUUGCGCUUUCAUUUUUGCCAUGCCCAAAAAGGUUAACCAAGCAGCGUGGCUGAUUCCCUAGGCGCUGUAUGUCUUAUAUGAUAAUUCCAUGCUAUAUACUUCUUUUAUGGAAUGUGGACUAAAUCCGUUCAUUAACAGGAUUCAUUGAGCCUAUCUAGCUGGAUUUAAAGUUGGUAGUUCUGUUUCUUUUUGCAUUAAGCUUGAAUCUAUUGUUAUUUGAAGGUUUCCAUUGUGAACUUUCAGUCAAAAGAGUGCAUAGAUUUGUGACCACUGCUUUGCACAUAAUUGCUUGUUCAGGGAAUUUUUCUGUGCGUCAAUAAUGCGACUUAAGUUUUUUCUAGUAAAAUACUCUUAUUUAAAAUAGAGGUCAAGAUGGACCUUUCACGUACCUUUUUUUUUUUUCUGAAAUGUACCCACUCGCUGAUGCCAAAGCCUGUAUCGUGGGGAUGCCAAAGCAAGUUCGGGUAGGCUAGAGAUGAAACCCACAAGAUCCAACUAAAAAUAACAAUUGAAUAUAAUAUUUUAAUCUCACUCUGUCUAUCCUGCAUAUGAAGACGAAUGAGUUCCAUCUUCAUUGUAAAGCUUGGUUUGCUUUGAUGUGUCAGUCGCCUGAGUCGUUGAUGGUGAACACUAUAGUUGGUUCUUCUUGUCAUCAUUGUUGUAUACAGGGAAAUUGUAAAUCUGUGGAACUUUAGGUUCCAUCCUCUUCAAACUUAGUUAUCUUCUUUCCAACUAUGAGUCAUUGAUGGAUUGGUAUCAGCUAAUCUUAGAGUUUUUGUUAAUUGUUUUUCUUGGAAGAACAGAACUUAUGAGAGAAUUCCUGUGUUUAUGUUAUAUGAUUAUUUUGGGGUUCUGGAAGUAUACUAGAAAUCUUUUAGACGGAGUCAGUCAAUGUUGUGCAUUCAUCUUCCUAGAAUUCUUUUAGACAGAGUCAGUCAAAGUUGUACUUUCACCUUCCUCUUUUUUUCUGCUGCUUUUUCAAUGUUAACAUUACCUGGAAUUACUUAUGUUCCAUGACUGUCUAAUGAGCCGUUCAUGCUUGCUUUAUUGAACUAGCUCUGUUAUUUUCAUGAGUUGAUUUCAAUUACAAAUUGUAAUAACAA